This is a messenger RNA of Alnus glutinosa, 804 nucleotides long. Its product is annotated as 17.4 kDa class I heat shock protein-like. Bases 95 to 571 code for a protein of 158 amino acids. Gene Ontology annotation, biological process: protein complex oligomerization; protein folding; response to hydrogen peroxide. Lineage: Eukaryota; Viridiplantae; Streptophyta; Magnoliopsida; Fagales; Betulaceae. The record is from RefSeq and is a predicted model, not a curated record. The transcript has a single exon.
UUGCCUAUCACCAUAAACAAGCGCAGUUCGCUUCAAAUGUUCCCAUAAACUAUAUUUUAUUCAACAGGCUAGCCCUUCAGAGUGAAUUAUAGCGAUGGAGCUCAGCCAUUUCGGUGGCGGCCGGCGAAGCAACGUCUUCGACCCCUUCUCUCUGGACGUGUGGGACCCCUUUGAGGGCAUCCCUUUCGUGAGCACUGUCGCUAACGCUCCCGCCGCGUCACGGGAAGCCUCUGCUCUUGCCAACAUUCGCAUCGACUGGAAAGAAACCCCGGAAGCUCACAUUAUUAAGGCCGAUCUUCCGGGGCUGAGGAAGGAAGAGGUGAAGGUCGAGAUCAACGAAGGUGGGGUACUGCACAUUAGCGGGGAGAGGAUCAAAGAGCAGGAGGAGAAGAACGACAAGUGGCACAGGGUUGAGAGGGCCACCGGCAAGUUCCUGAGGAGGUUCAAGCUGCCGGAGAAUACGAAGAUCGACCAGGUGAAGGCUACCAUGGAGAAUGGAGUGCUCACUGUGGUUGUGCCCAAGGGGGAGGAGAAGAAGCCUGAGGUCAAGUCCAUUGAGAUCUCCGGCUAGACUAUAUAAGGCAUGUUCUCGAUCUGCACUGUUGCCUCUGGCUCUGUUUUGCUAUCUUGAAAAUAAAAGACAAGUAUGGGCGUGUUUUGUGUCAAGCAAGAAUGGAGUGUCUGUAUGUGAGUGCGUGUGUGUGUGUUUGAGGUUCUUUCUCUAUGUAUCACAUGUUCAAUUUCCUCUUCAGUAUUGUAAUUUGUAAUGGUUUUUGUUAUUAUAUAUAUUUUGUUCUAAGCUUA